CAGGCUACGGAGUUUCUUUGCUUUUAUUAUGAAGUCCGGAAGCUGUCCCUGACCUGGAAAUGAUUUAGUUUAUUGUAGGAAGUUUUCCGCCACAAGAACGACGCUGAUUUAACGGAGGGACGAAAAGUCGGAAGCCAGAACGGUAUGGACUCUCCUGGCAGAAGUCGAAGUCCUAGUCCUGCGCAGAGAGAACAGAGUGAGCCUUCAGAAAACAAGUCUAGUCCAGCAGCAGAGCGGCCCCAACUGACUGGUUCGGUUGAGAGAAGCCCCAAAGAGAGUCCGUCCCCUCAGGCCAGUCCAGCAGGCAGGCCACAGUCCAGAAGCCCUGCCUCCAACAGCAGCAGCAGCAGCAGCAGCAGCAGUGACGAUGAGGAUGAACAUCACGGGACACUGAGGAAGAUUAGGAGUAGUGUGGCUCAGAUCAAAAGAUCAAGAUCCAAGUCCAGGUCCAGGGAGCGAGACAGAUCAAGAUCCAGAGGACAUGACAGGUCCGGGUCUAGUGGACGUGACAGGUCUGGGUCCAGAGAGCGCGACAGGUCUGGGUCCAGAGGACGCAACAGGUCCAGAUCCAGAGGACGAGGCAGGUCCGGAUCCAGAGGACGGGACAGGUCCGAGUCCAGGGGGCGAGACAGAUCCAGGUCCAGGGGACGCGACAGGUCCAGGUCCAGGUCCAGAGGACGCGACAGGUCCGGAUCCAGAGGACGUGACAGGUCCAGGUCCAGAGGACGAGACAGGUCCAGGUCUCGAUCCAGAGAGAGAGACCGGGAACGCUACAACAGAGGACGCUAUACACGGGAUCGUUAUGACGAUCGCCGUGAUGACAGGGGUGGGCGUUUUGACCGGCGGGCCAAUUGGGAUGAAGAGUCAGAUCACAGGAGGCGUGGCCGCUCUGCCUCCCCUCCAACAGGCAAGGAGCCAGCAGCGGCUGAUGAACCACCUGUCAAGAGGAAGAAGGAGGAGCUCGACCCGAUCCUGACGAGGACCGGUGGAGCUUAUAUCCCCCCUGCCAAGCUACGCAUGAUGCAGCAGCAAAUCACUGACAAGAGCAGCCUGGCCUAUCAGAGGAUGAGCUGGGAGGCUUUGAAGAAGUCCGUCAACGGUCUCAUCAACAAAGUCAACGUGUCAAACAUCGUCAAUAUCAUCCAGGAGCUGCUGCAGGAGAACAUCGUCAGGGGGAGGGGUUUGCUGGCUCGCUCGGUGCUGCAGGCUCAGACAGCUUCACCGAUUUUUACGCAUGUUUACGCUGCCCUUGUCGCAAUCAUCAACUCCAAGUUCCCUCAGAUUGGAGAGCUGAUUCUAAAGCGCCUCAUCCUGACAUUCAGGAAGAGCUACCGUCGCAACCUCAAGCAACAGUGCCUGACAGCAUCAAAGUUUGUGGCGCAUCUCAUCAACCAGAAUGUGGCCCACGAGGUUUUAUGCCUGGAGAUGCUCACUCUACUGCUGGAGCGUCCAACUGACGACAGCGUGGAGGUCGCCAUCUCCUUCCUGAAGGAGUGUGGACUGAAACUGACCGAGGUGUCCCCAAGAGGAAUCAACGCCAUAUUUGAGCGCCUCAGGAACAUCCUCCAUGAGUCAGCCAUUGAUAAGAGGGUCCAGUACAUGAUCGAAGUGAUGUUUGCCAUCAGGAAGGACGGUUUCAAAGAUCAUCCAGUGGUCCCAGAGGGCUUGGACCUGGUGGAUGAGGAGGACCAGUUCACCCACAUGCUGCCCCUGGAUGACGAGUACAACUCUGAGGAUGUGCUCAAUGUGUUCAAGAUGGAUCCAGACUUCCUGGAGAACGAAGAGAAAUACAAAACCAUUAAAAGAGAUAUCCUGGACGAGGGCAGCAGUGAUUCAGGAGAGGAGGGAGACGGCAGCGACGAAGAUGAAGACGACGAAGAUGAGAACGAUGAGGAGGGAGAAGGUGAGAAGGUCACCAUCUUUGAUCAGACGGAAGUCAACCUCGUUGCUUUCAGAAGAACCAUCUACCUCGCUAUACAGUCCAGUUUGGACUUUGAAGAGUGUGCUCACAAACUGAUCAAGAUGGACUUUCCUGAGAGCCAGACGAAAGAGCUGUGCAACAUGAUACUGGACUGCUGCGCUCAACAGAGAACCUACGAGAAGUUCUUUGGUCUGCUGGCCGGGAGGUUCUGUCUGCUGAAGAAGGAGUACAUGGAGAGUUUUGAGGGGAUCUUUUCAGAGCAGUACGAAACAAUUCACCGACUGGAGACCAACAAACUGAGGAAUGUGGCUCGACUGUUUGCUCACCUACUGUACACAGACUCGGUGCCCUGGAGUGUGUUGGAGUGUAUCAAGAUGAGUGAGGAGACCACAACCUCGUCCAGCAGGAUCUUUGUGAAGAUCCUUUUCCAGGAACUCUGUGCCUACAUGGGCCUCCCCAGACUCAACCAGAGGCUCAAAGACUCGACUCUGCAGGUGUUCUUUGAGGGCCUUUUUCCUCGCGAUAAUCCAAGAAACACUCGCUUCGCCAUCAACUUCUUCACCUCCAUUGGACUGGGUGGACUGACGGACGAGCUAAGGGAACAUUUAAAGAAUGCUCCCAAGAUGAUCAUGACUCAGAACCAGGAAGUGGAGUCCUCUGACUCCUCGUCGUCCUCUUCAUCCUCCUCUUCCUCAUCGGACUCCUCCUCCUCAGACUCCUCCAGCGACUCGGACUCCGACUCCUCAGACUCCUCUAGCAGCAGCAGCAGCAGCUCAGACUCUGACAGCAAACAAAAGAAGAAGAAGAAGAGAAAAGAACAAAGUGAGGAGAAAAAGAAGAGGAAAGAAAAGGCCAAGAAAAAGGACAAACCCUCUGAGAAGAAGAGAGACAGGCGCAAGAACAACGAUGAGGAGGACAGCGACAAUGAGAAGCGAGCGAGAAGGGAAGGGAAAGGCCGUGCACGUGAGGUGGAGGAACGCGUGCAUGCACGUGAGGCAGAGGAGCGUGCACGUGAGGGCGCCCGUCGGAGUAGACGAGAUGAAAGAUCAGAGGAAAAAGAGCAGCGGGAGGAGGAUAGGAGACGAAAAAUGGACGUUCAGGGCAGACAAAGAGAGGGAGACAGGGAGAGAGAGAGAGGGAGGGAAAGAGAGAGAGUGAGGGAGCGAGACAACGAAGAGAAGAGAGAGAGGGAGAGAGAGAGAGAAAAGCAGAGAGACAGAGAGAGGAAUAAAGAGAAUGGAGACAGGAACAGAGAGAGAGAGGAGAGGAGGAGGAGAUAAAACUGGUUCAUCCCUUCAUCUUGAAGCAGCAGGAAUGGACUGAUGACCGAGAGAGAAGUAAUGUCUCCAUCAUUCCCUUCUGUCAUCCCUCUCUUCUUUACCUCAUCCUGUCACUCUGGUGUUGGAUUUGGGUCCUAUCAAUCCCUCUAUCUCCAUUUGUUUUUUUUUUAUUAUUGAUUUUUGUUGUGAUGAAAUGUAAAAAAAAAAAAAAAAAAGACAUUAAAGUUGUUUCUGAUGUUUUUUUU
Scatophagus argus is the source of this 3446-nucleotide messenger RNA. It is a transcript of the gene cwc22, whose product is annotated as CWC22 spliceosome associated protein homolog. Gene Ontology annotation, biological process: mRNA splicing, via spliceosome. Bases 145 to 3201 code for a protein of 1018 amino acids. The record is from RefSeq and is a predicted model, not a curated record. Gene Ontology annotation, molecular function: RNA binding; protein binding. NCBI's taxonomy places the organism in Eukaryota, Metazoa, Chordata, Actinopteri, Scatophagidae. Gene Ontology annotation, cellular component: catalytic step 2 spliceosome. The transcript is spliced from 20 exons.